AUGACGCCAUUGUUUCGCCCGAGCAGUGCCUGUGAAGAAGAGAUGAAACUACCUGCAGAACGAUCCCUUGAUCUCAUGCACUCGGAUUUUCGUUCGACGAAGUUAGGCAGGAGAUCGUACAAGCCCGCCAUAAGCCCGGGAGCUUACUCUGAUCAGGUUCUCACCCAAUUUGCCAACCUUAUUUCAAUUUCGGUUCCUGAGAAUCUGAAACUGCUCUCCUAUUCAUUUAACUUACUCGAAAUGGGCUACUCCAGGCAAGAAGUCGCUCGAUUGAUAGCAAAAGAGAGAAGAAGACCUAUACUUGAACCGGUGGAUGUUGACGUCAAACCCAAAAGGUCGCGACCCGCUUCCGUAGUCGAGCCGAAUGUUGAAACUACUCCAAGUCAAGAUAACAAUGGGAAUCAAUCCGACGAUGAA
This is a messenger RNA of Cooperia oncophora, 417 nucleotides long. NCBI's taxonomy places the organism in Eukaryota, Metazoa, Nematoda, Chromadorea, Rhabditida, Trichostrongylidae. The record is from the annotation of a GenBank genome assembly.